AUGCUUAAUUUCCGUCGAAUUCCUGUCUGGACACAGGAUUUCAGAAGACAUUUAUCGUCUACUGGUGCUCUUUUCAGAGGACAAAACGUCAUUGAGAAAAUUGUUCAGGACUACUCAGUCGAUCUACCCAAGGGUAAAUUGGUUCAUUCCGGUGAUUAUGUUACUAUCAAACCAGCAUAUGUGAUGACUCACGAUAACUCUUGGCCUGUUGCCAUGAAAUUUAUGGGAUUGGGGGCAAAGAAAGUCCACAACAAUCGUCAGAUCGUCAAUGCAUUGGAUCAUGACGUGCAGAACAAGUCUGAAAAGAACCUCACCAAGUAUAGAAAUAUUGAGUACUUUGCUCAUGAACAAGGCAUAGAUUUCUAUCCCGCAGGUCGUGGUAUUGGGCAUCAGAUCAUGAUUGAAGAAGGAUAUGCAUUCCCUGGUACUUUAACAGUGGCAUCGGACUCUCAUUCCAAUACUUAUGGUGGUAUAGGUGCUCUUGGUACUCCUAUUGUUCGUACGGACGCAGCAGCAGUUUGGGCCACUGGACAAACUUGGUGGAAAGUUCCUCCGGUUGCCAAAGUCGAAUUAAAAGGCAAGCUACCUAAAGGUGCCACAGGCAAAGAUGUCAUUGUGGCACUUUGUGGACUCUUUAAUCAUGAUGAGGUAUUAAACCAUGCUCUAGAAUUUACUGGAGAUCAUAUGGACCAGUUACCUGUUGAUUAUAGACUUACUAUAGCAAACAUGACAACUGAAUGGGGUGCAUUAUCUGGCGUGUUCCCUAUAGACAAAACAUUACUCGAAUUCUAUAAGGGUAGACUUGCCAGAUUGGGUCAUAAUCAUCCUCGAAUAACCAAGGAACGUCUUGAUAAGCUAGCUUCCAGUUACGUAAAGGCUGAUGUCGAUGCAUACUACGAUAAAACACUUACCAUUGAUCUAUCGACAGUAGAGCCAUGUGUUUCUGGUCCCAACUCUGUCAAAAUCGGUAACCCAGUGUCAAAGCUCUCAUCUCAUAACAUCAAGGUCGAUAAAGCCUAUUUGGUUUCUUGUACCAAUUCUCGUUUGAGUGAUAUUAUAGCUGCCGCUGCCAUUGUUGAGGGUCAUAAAGUUGCUCCUGGAGUGAAGUUUUACGUUGCUGCCGCCUCUUCUGAGAUCCAGAAGGAUGCCGAAAAAGCUGGUGCAUGGCAGACACUUUUGGAUGCUGGUGCUAUACCAUUACCUGCCGGUUGCGGCCCUUGUAUUGGUCUAGGUGUCGGUUUACUUGAGCCAGGAGAGGUUGGAAUCUCAGCCACGAACCGUAACUUCAAGGGAAGAAUGGGCUCUCCAGAUGCUUUGGCUUAUUUGGCCUCUCCAGAGGUCGUCGCAGCAUCUGCUGUCAUGGGCAAGAUAUCUUCACCGGUGGAAGUACUUGGUAAACCAUGUCCAGAAGCUAACACGGUAAAAACGACAAUUAAAAAGAACGAGAAGGAUGAAGAUGAAGAUGCUGUUGAGGAGAUUGAUGAGCCGGCCUCGGGUAAAGUUCUUGAAGGAUUCCCAGAGAAUAUAUCAGGAGAAAUCGUGCUAUUGGAUGCAGAUAACAUUAAUACCGACGGUAUAUAUCCUGGUAAAUAUACAUAUCAGGACGAUGUUUCAAGAGAGACAAUGGCCAAAGUUUGCAUGCAGAACUAUGACCUUGAAUUUGGAAAUAAAACCAAGGCCGGUGACAUCUUAGUAGCUGGAUAUAACUUUGGUACUGGUUCUUCUCGUGAACAGGCAGCUACAGCCAUAUUGGCUAGAGAUAUGCCCAUGGUUAUUGCUGGAUCAUUUAACAACACGUUCAGUAGGAACGCCAUUAACAAUGCCCUUCUCACGUUACAGAUUCCGGAGUUGAUUGAGAAAUUAAGGCUGACAUUUGCCAAUGAAGAGAAAAUUCCAACCAGAAGAACAGGCUGGAGGUUUAAUUGGGAUGUUCCAAAGUCUGUGGUUACUGUGGUAGACAGUAAGAAUACAGUUGUCCUCAAGCAGAAGGUGAGUGAAGUUGGCCGUAAUUUGCAGGCCAUCAUUGUCCAGGGAGGAUUAGAAGGAUGGGUGAAGAGUUAUUUGAACAAAGCAUGA
Brettanomyces nanus is the source of this 2076-nucleotide messenger RNA. RefSeq names its product mitochondrial Homoaconitase (gene LYS4). The record is from RefSeq and is a predicted model, not a curated record. Bases 1 to 2076 code for a protein of 691 amino acids. The transcript has a single exon. Gene Ontology annotation, molecular function: 4 iron, 4 sulfur cluster binding; homoaconitate hydratase activity. Gene Ontology annotation, biological process: L-lysine biosynthetic process. Lineage: Eukaryota; Fungi; Ascomycota; Pichiomycetes; Pichiales; Pichiaceae.